Molecule: messenger RNA, 3228 nt
Organism: Hyaena hyaena (striped hyena)
Lineage: Eukaryota; Metazoa; Chordata; Mammalia; Carnivora; Hyaenidae
Gene: UBIAD1
Product: UbiA prenyltransferase domain containing 1
Exons: 2
Coding region: 312-1325 (337 amino acids)
Biological process (GO): menaquinone biosynthetic process; vitamin K biosynthetic process
Cellular component (GO): Golgi membrane; endoplasmic reticulum
Molecular function (GO): prenyltransferase activity
Source: RefSeq, a predicted model, not a curated record
GCGCACAAGAUGGCGGCCUCAGUAUCCUGAGGCGGGCGGCCGCAGCUCGGCCUUGGGCUCCAGCCGCGGACUGAGGUCCAGAGACAGGCUUCGCCCGGGUGCCAGGAGGUCGGGGCGGUGCCGUCGGGCCUCGUGGGCUGCCACGUCCGCUCAGUGCUGCCCCCGGGGCCCGCCGCCUCCCCAUCCCUGCCCCGGAGCGGAACCCGAGGAAGGUCAGGGCCGGCCGCCCCGCCCCUCUUCGCCGCCGAGCCGUGGCUGUUAGUGGGUGGCUCACUCACUACUAACUUUGACUUCAGCCGCGUGCAGCUUCCAUGGCGGCCUCGCAAGUUCCGGGGGAGAUUAACAUACAGGCGGGAGAGACGGCCAAGGUCGCGGACAGGGACCUGCCGGGGAACGACUGUCCGGAGCAGGACAGGCUUCCCCCACGCUCCUGGAGGCAGAAGUGCGCCUCCUACGUGCUGGCCCUGCGGCCCUGGAGCUUCAGUGCCUCGCUCACGCCGGUGGCCUUGGGCAGUGCCCUGGCUUACAGAUCCCAGGGCGUCCUGGACCCCAGGCUGCUGGUGGGUUGCGCCGUGGCCGUCCUUGCCGUGCACGGGGCUGGCAAUUUGGUCAACACUUACUAUGACUUUUCCAAGGGCAUUGACCACAAAAAGAGUGAUGACAGGACCCUGGUGGACCGAAUCUUGGAGCCCCAGGAUGUUGUCCGGUUUGGAGUCUUCCUCUACACUUUGGGCUGUGUCUGUGCCGCUUGUCUCUACUACCUGUCCCCUCUGAAAUUGGAGCACUUGGCCCUCAUCUACUUUGGAGGCCUGUCUGGCUCCUUUCUCUACACAGGAGGAAUCGGAUUCAAGUAUGUGGCUCUGGGAGACCUCGUCAUCCUCAUCACUUUCGGCCCGCUGGCUGUGAUGUUCGCCUACGCCGUCCAGGUGGGGUCGCUGGCCGUCUUCCCGCUGGUCUAUGCCAUCCCCCUUGCCCUCAGCACCGAGGCCAUCCUCCACUCCAACAACACCAGGGACAUGGAGUCCGACAGGGAGGCCGGCAUCGUCACGCUCGCCAUCCUCAUCGGCCCCACCUUCUCCUACAUGCUCUACAACACGCUGCUCUUCCUGCCCUACCUGAUCUUCAGCAUCCUGGCCACACACUACAGCAUCAGCCUGGCCCUGCCCCUGCUCACCAUCCCCAUGGCCUUCUCCCUGGAGCGACAGUUCCGAAGCCAGACUUUCAACAAACUGCCCCAGCGGACUGCCAAACUCAACCUCCUGCUGGGGCUCUUCUACGUCUUUGGCAUCAUCCUGGCCCCAGCGGGCAGUCUGCCCAAACUCUGAGGGGACCAGGAGCUCCCCCCACCCCGCCCUUGCCCCCUCAUCUUAGAAUGUGUUUGUUGAAGGCAGAGAAUCGGAGGAGGGAGGGUGAUUUGGCAGUGAGGGGCCGAAGGAUGGCUUCUGAACUCCCACCUCUUUUUUAUUAUUAUGUUUGUAAAGAUAAGGUUUGUUUUUGUAUUAUUCCGUUUUAUGGUGACUCUGGGAACCACUUGUAUCAGAAGGUGAACUGGAUGCAUGGCUCUUGUUUUAUUUAUAAUUUCCACUAGGGGGUGCUGUUAGGUCACCCAGGAUUUUGUGAAGGAGCCUCCAGGUCGGCCUUCUGUCCUGAGGAGCCCUUGUAACUGGGCCCCUGCUUGCUCCACGUACUCACAGUAAGCUUCCUCCCGGUGUGUUGGCCUCGCAGGAUGCGCUGGCGGUCGGUGCCAGGCCCCUGGGCCACGGGAGCGUCCGUCUCUUACUCUGAGCACUUGCAUCCUAAGGGACACUGCUCAAGAGAGAGCCCCCCUCGUUAACGGUCUAGCGUGGCUCCCAGCCUUGGGCCUGGGUUGUGCGUCAGACCCGUUUGUCCUUCAUCUCCCCGUUUGCUGUUGCCACAGCUGAGAUGUGUCCUGUGGCAGGACAGUCCAGCCGAGGGCUGGCGAGGGCGAAACCCUCCCCCCCACCCCCACCCGGAGGCAGCUGAGAAAAUCACUCUGCUUUGGUAGGGCAGCUGUUUUCCCUGUAUAGAAUCUACUGGAAUGACUCCAGCCCUUUCAGUAACUAUCAGGAGCCCUGAAAUUGUAGAGGCGCCUUCCUUGCGGACCCCUUAAAGCCCACAAGGCUGCCUCUACCCCACCCAUUGCCUUUCCUAACGCUCCCCUGUGCCCACCCUCCAUUUCUGUCUGGAUCCCAUUUGUGCGUCUCCUGUUCACUGAGCCUGUUUGGGUAGCAGCUUAGCAGCUGAGUUGAGGACAGUUGUCACUUUCCACGGAGCCGCGGGAACAUCAGCCCAUCCCUGAACGAAUAAGCCGAUAGACACAGUCCUGAUCCGGUUCAGCCAGAUGACAGGCCCUGCCAGAGAAGGAGCCACGUCUUCCUCUUUGAAGACAGAUGGGCAGCACUGACCCCACUCCUCCCGAAGGCCGCAAUGGCCUUGUGCAAAGAUCCUUUGCUCCCAGAAUGGGGAAUUCCAAUGCUGUUUUUCACUUCACUGCCUGCAAAGUAUAAUUUCUGAGCUAGAGCUGCCCACUUGCGUUUGGUCCAUGACUGAAAUACAUCGAGGCCAUCAUGCUUUUCCGUUGUGAUUCCAGCCUUUCUGAUAGGUGUCUCAGGGGCCCGGCCUGCUGAAAAGGACAAGAACUGGUUCUUAACCCUCAACAUCAGGCUAAGUAUGAGUUGGUUCCUUGAGUUUGGAUUGGUCAGUCUCCUUGGGAAGAAAACAUACUGGAAAUCGCAAACGUUCCUCCAAAGUUGAAGGUGGUCUGACUGCAGAGAAGGUCCGGAAUCCUCGGACGGUGGUCAGAGCGCAGUGACGAGAGGGGGGCUGCAAUCCUUCCCAGCCACCAUUUUUGUUUUGACGCCAGGCUUGUGGCAUUUGGGUGCUCACAGGGGUCCUGCCUCCAAAGACAGGCUCUUGUGGCACCUCUUCAGGCUGUUCUCACACGGGGCUCACCUGUGGCAAGGACCGGGGCUCCCUGCUUCCCCAGCCCAGACCCACCUUCGCCAGCACACGUGUCGGGAGGUGGCCUCUGGCCCCUGCCCUGCGUCGUGGUACAGAUUUUAAUGCAUAUUUUUUAAUAUAAAUGUUUCUAAAAGGCCAGAUUUGGUGCCAGGUUUUAUACACAGGUCACCAUAAUUUGUAUUACCGGCCCUGAUUCAGUUAAGGUUCUCUUUAGACUUGUUAAUAAAAACGAUGUCUUAUCAGUUG